AUGGGGCUAAUCGAUCGGUCAAUUAUAACUUUCAUUCGAUUUCUUCCUGUAUAUUUCUUGCAACAGAUCCGUACCGUGUACAUCUACGGUCAGCCGAUCAUCUCGCUGUAUGUAGAAAAUCAAGAACGGCUCUGUCUGGCGCAAAUCUCGAGCACGCUGCUCAAGGACUUCAGCUACAAUGAAAUCCAUAACCGACGGGUCGCACUGGGAAUCACCUGCAUCCAGUGUACCCCGGUUCAGUUGGAGAUACUGCGGCGGGCUGGUGCAAUGCCCGCCUCAUCCCGCCGAUGCGGGAUGAUAACCCGCCGUGAGGCGGAACGACUCUGCAAAUCGUUCUUCGGAGAAUGUAACCAACCGGCUCUGCCAGAAGGAUUCGUCUUCAACGUAUAUCACGAGUGCGCUUGGGGUUGCACCGGUGCAUUCGCCCCGGCUCGCUACAACAGUUCCCGAGCCAAGUGCAUCAAAUGCGCCUACUGUAAUCUAUUCUUUUCGCCGAAUAAAUUUAUCUUCCAUUCGCAUCGGCUGACGCCGCACGACAAGUACAUUCAACCGGACGCGGCCAAUUUCAACUCCUGGAGACGUCAUCUGAAGUUGCAAGGUUCUCCGCCGGAUAAAAUUAUUUACGCAUGGGAAGAUGUCAAGGCCAUGUUCAACGGAGGCACCCGGAAGCGCUACAUCCUAUCAACGGCAAGAAAAUUCAGUGCUGCGGCUGCCGCAGCCGAAAAAUCCCAGGCGCUGCUCGACCUUGGCAAAGAACCCGUAACAUCCACAAUCUGCGAUCUGUCCAGUACUUCGGUAAUCACCAAGAAGGAAGCCAGUGAACCGAUGGAGUCCAGUUUCAACAGUGACAGCUGCAGCAGCAGCACCAGUCCUUUUGCACACAUCCCCCAUUUGUUGUCCCAGUCAACAACGAUGGGCAGCAGUACUACGAUGGGCGGAAACAUGGGAUCACCCCGAAUCGUCGGUACUCCACCGACCCCAACGGCGGUCGUUGCGGCCAGCUCAGCGGCAGCCGCAGCCAAUUUCGGUUUCAAGCUAUCCUGUCUGCAACCGUUCUCGUUCAACGGAAUCGGCCCGUUCCCCGGGAUGGUUCCCAGUUCCAGCUAUCUGGUCCCGUUGCUGCGACCCACCAAUCCGAAGAGCAUUUCGGCGGCGGCCCUGUCCGCGUUCAAGCCCGUUGUGAAGGUUAAGAAGAGGUACUUGCGAUGGUGGUGAUGUUUUCGGCCUUUGGCUUCACGGUGAUCACGAACGUAACGCGUAAGGCGCGGCGCAUCUCGCAUACUUGGUCUUACGGUCCGUACCGGAUCCAGCGACAAAAUUAGACUCUUAAAUGUACCUACCCGACGAAUGAUAGACAGACAAAGAAAAACAGGGUCGAUGAAUGUUAAUAGUGAAUGUAACUUGCGAUAUGGAGUUACACAACAGGCAAUAUUGAAAUAGAAU
Malaya genurostris is the source of this 1443-nucleotide messenger RNA. It is a transcript of the gene fuss, whose product is annotated as SKI family transcriptional corepressor 2. The transcript is spliced from 2 exons. The coding region runs from base 1 to 1215 and encodes 404 amino acids. Gene Ontology annotation, cellular component: nucleus; transcription regulator complex. The record is from RefSeq and is a predicted model, not a curated record. Gene Ontology annotation, molecular function: RNA polymerase II cis-regulatory region sequence-specific DNA binding; SMAD binding; DNA-binding transcription factor activity, RNA polymerase II-specific. Gene Ontology annotation, biological process: negative regulation of BMP signaling pathway; negative regulation of transcription by RNA polymerase II. Lineage: Eukaryota; Metazoa; Arthropoda; Insecta; Diptera; Culicidae.